AUGGAGUAUCACGGCAUUCCCUUCGAAGGUACAGUAUGGCAAGCCUCUGCACGAUACAACAAUGCAGUGAUGUCUCGGGCCGACGUGGACGCGUUCUUCGAGAAGGCCAGACUGGGCGCCGCACAAUAUCCAGAGAGCGUGCCAGAUGACGAACCUGACACAUUGCCUGCACCUACACCGGCGACGAAGACCAAUGCCACCGUUUACACGCCACACGAGCACCCAUUGCCAAGUGGGAACCAGAUUGGCUCCCCCAGUAGGGGAGAACGAGGUUUAGUUACCGCACACAGUGAACAAUCGACUAUCCAGAGAGCUCAGCGCGGUUCAAACCAGGCUGAUCUGUUCGUCUUUGGAGUCACUUCCUCGAGGCAGCAGCGCCAGCAGAAUCGGCAGGCCGAAUUCACGUUUAGUUCCAACCGUGCCUCAGUUCGAGCUAAUAUCUUCUGCGAGCUCUGUAAAUUUAUCAUCGCAAAUGCCAGAGCACUCCGAUUUCAGCCCAGCGAGGUGGGACACGACGCGACCUCUAUUCACAUCGAAGGGGGAGGCAGUGGGAACCGAUCUCACAAGUCCCGAUGUUCCGAAGUCUUCGCCGGCUACAAAACUUUCGCGGAGCUCUAUAAAUCCGCAUCUGACGGGUGCCAUCUAUGUUCCCUUCUGACGGCUCCUGAUGCGGAGGGCAGUUUGGACGCUCCCCCGAACUCCGCGAGCCAGGUCUUUAUUGGCGUGUACGGCGACAAGAGCUUCGACGGGCCCGGCCGCAUAGAGAUCCAAGACGUGCAUGAGCGAUACGGGAGAAAGGUCAUCAACCUCUACUUCGACUCGCCCAGCGCCAAGAUUCAAGGCUCGCUGCAGUACAAGAACACCAAUACCGAUGAGUUAUUCGAACUGGCCAAAGGGUGGCUAGAACAUUGCCGUAAACACCAUGACCAAUGUCGUCGGGAAUCUACCUCAGCAUUCAUGCCGACUAGGGUCUUGAAAGUCUCUUGCGCGAACGGUGAGCUGAGUUCUGUACAGCUUUGCCCAACAGCAGAAUUGAACUUCCCCAGAGCACCAUACCUUGCAUUGAGCCACUGCUGGGGCACCCAGAACAUCAUACAGCUGGUCUCGGGAACUCUGGCCCCCUUCCAGCGAGAUGUACCCAUUACCAAAUUAUCUCAGAACUUCCGAGACGCGGCCCUUAUAACGGCACAUCUUGGCUACCAGUACCUGUGGAUCGACUCGCUCUGCAUCAUCCAAGACUCACCCGAGGAUAAGGCCCGCGAAAUCCCCAAAAUGGCCGAGAUAUACGGCAAUGCCAUACUCACUAUCGCAGCACUGGGUGCCAAGGAUAGUAGCGGCGGCUGCUUUGUAACGCGCAACCCACUGGCCCUCGUACCCGCCCUACUGCGUGAUGGUGACGCCGACGUGAGGGACCAGGUCUGGGCUUGGAAUCACGCACUCCCGGGCCCUGAUGCUGACGGUCUGAUCCGACCGCCACUACACCGGAGGGGCUGGGUCGUACAGGAGCGCGCCCUGGCGAGGCGGACGUUGCAUUUCGGUUCUGCCAUGGUGUACUGGGAGUGUCUCGAGGCCUCGGCUUCGGAGGCCCAGCCCGAGAUGCAGGAGCGGGCUUUCUCCACAGACACAAGCGACCCGGUGUUUGCACACCAGGUCGGUAUCAAGACGGCGCUGCAGGCUCUCCGGAGGAGUGCGGAGAGUGGCGGCGCCUGGGAGCAGUGGGAGGGCCUCUGGUGGAAGCUGGUCAAGGAGUACACGGCGAGCCAGCUCACCCGCGUGAACGACAAGUGGAACGCCAUCUCUGCCCUGGCGAUGGAAGCCGAGCAAUGUACGAAGAUGAGGCUCUACCAUGGCCUCUGGGAAUGUAACCUGUUUGAUGAGAUCUUGUGGCAAUGCCUCGAGCCAGGUAAAAGGAAUGCGUUCGCGCCGUCGUGGUCCUGGCUCUCAUACGAAGGCCAAAUUCAAGCGAAGCGUUUCAAUUACGAUGGGGGCUUCCGUCGUCUUGCCACUGUAAAUAAGCCUGGGUCUUUUCGAGUGGCCGCGGAUGGCCUGGGGCGGUCCCGAGAGCUCUUGAUAAGGGGAUACGUGUUUCAAGUUUACUCAGAACAGAUACAAAGCUCCGACAACGGUGUUCAGCGUUAUGCGUUACACUUAUGCGAGGACAAUUCCGGAGCAGAGCUAGUAUGGCGGUGGAGUCCCGACGUCAACCCGAAGGGAGAAUGGGAUCUCGCAGCCUUACCCUUGGUCAAGAGCUGCGCAGGGGACGGAGAAAUCUGGGGGAUGGUGGUGCGACCUACCGACGCAUCCAAGCUCAGCUGGGCCCGGGUUGGGAUUUUUCGGCUAUAUUGGCUUAACCAGGAGGCAGAUGAAUUAUUGUUUGGAGAGGGAGAGAAACAAGAUAUCGUACUAGUUUGA
Messenger RNA from Neoarthrinium moseri, 2412 nucleotides. RefSeq lists its product as uncharacterized. The record is from RefSeq and is a predicted model, not a curated record. Lineage: Eukaryota; Fungi; Ascomycota; Sordariomycetes; Amphisphaeriales; Apiosporaceae. Bases 1 to 2412 code for a protein of 803 amino acids. The transcript has a single exon.